AUGGCAGGAAUAUAUUCUGAUGAUGUUCUGAGAAAUAUUGAGAAAGAAUUCAAACAUCUUGAUGGCAGUACGUACUUAGAUCAUGCUGGUUCUGCUCUCUACUCCCAGUCCCAGAUAGAGAGGGUUAUGUUGGAGUUACAGAGUAGGUUCAGUCUAAACCCGCACACUGGAGAAGAGGAUAGAAUAGAUAAAACAAGGAAGAAGGUUCUAGAGAUCCUAGCCGCAGAUCAGGAGGAGUAUUCUGUAGUCUUUAAUUCAGGGGCAACCAGUGGAUUAAAAACUAUCGGAGAAUACUUCCCUUGGGAUAUAAACAGCUCAUUCGUUGUUCAUGCAGAAUCCCAUACAAGCUCAGUAGGAAUACGAGAGUAUGCACUGGAUAAAGGAUCAAAGAUCUUGGUUUGGGAGGAUCAAGACUUAGAGGGGAUCCUACAAAACCUGGAUUCGGGAUUUAAAACAGAAACCACAAGAGAUGUUCAAAACAAACAAGAAGAAGCAAAAGAAGGAGAAGAAGAAGAAGGAACAGGAGAAGGAGUUAAAAGAGAAGGAGAAGAAGAAGAAGGAGACGAACAUGAGAACCAAAAAGCCUGUAAUUCUAAGAACCUAUUUUGCUUCCCUGCAAUGUCCAACUACAAUGGAUUCAAAUUCGACCUCAGGUGGGUUGAAAAGAUUCAAGAGAACCCUAGAAACCUUGUUCUUCUCGAUACAUCAUGUUUUUUAUCCACAAAUACAAUUGACCUAAGCAAGGUAAAACCUGAUUUUCUAGUUCUCUCAUUCUACAAACUAUUUGGAUAUCCCACAGGUCUGGGUGCACUUAUCAUCAAAAAAUCCUCAACAGCGUUAUUGAAGAAGGUGUAUUUCGGCGGUGGUACAGUUGAUAUGCACACAGUGAGAGAGAAUGUUCAUGAAACGAGAGCAAAUAUAGAGGAGAGAUUGGAAGAUGGAACCAUUCAUUUUCUAGGUGUACAGGCUGUAGAGACAGGAUUUCUAACAAUCAAAAAUAUUAUAGGAGAAGACUUUAGCUUAAUAUCUGCACACACCUUCGCCUUAGCUCAGUAUACCUUCAAUAGGUUGAACAGAUUAGUUCACUGGAAUGGAAAACCGGUGGUCGAGAUUUAUUCAAAAACUCAGUAUGAUGAUGUUAACAAGCAGGGGGGUAUCAUCAACUUCAAUCUGAAGGACUCUAGAGGGAACUAUAUUGGAUAUUCAGUAUUUAAAAGAGUUGCGGAGUCAGAAAACGUCAUUGUUAGAACAGGGUGUUUUUGCAAUACAGCUUCUGCAGUUCCAGUGACCUAA
Messenger RNA from Eurytemora carolleeae, 1293 nucleotides. Its product is annotated as molybdenum cofactor sulfurase. The transcript is spliced from 18 exons. Gene Ontology annotation, molecular function: molybdenum cofactor sulfurtransferase activity. Gene Ontology annotation, biological process: molybdopterin cofactor metabolic process. Bases 1 to 1293 code for a protein of 430 amino acids. The record is from RefSeq and is a predicted model, not a curated record. Lineage: Eukaryota; Metazoa; Arthropoda; Copepoda; Calanoida; Temoridae.